Messenger RNA from Blepharisma stoltei, 853 nucleotides. Lineage: Eukaryota; Ciliophora; Heterotrichea; Heterotrichida; Blepharismidae. The record is from the annotation of a GenBank genome assembly.
AUGACUUCUUUUCUCAUUUUAUUAAUUUUUAUAGCUGAAAUUUGACUGCCUAAAGAAAAUCUGAAAAAAAUUGCUAUAUCAAUUCUUUUUUCAGUAAUCAAUAAACUUGGGAAAAUUUUCAUUGAACUAGAAUUCCAGCUGAUAUUUAGCAAAAUCAUGCACAAAUUAGAUUUAUUAAGGGUCUCAAUAACGCCCAUUACUAAUUGACCCACACGGGCUUCCGUCCUUACUUCUGAAUUUUCUUGUCCACCAUAGAUUCGUAUACCACCUGGCUUGUCCUUAAAUGAUUCUUCAGCUUCUGGCGUUCGAUUUUUGAUAGCUGUCCUUUCGGCUCUGGGAUUUUAGCAUAGUCUACCUGCCAAAAAUUUGAAUUUCUGGCCCACUAUUGGCAAAGAGGUCAAAAUUUAAGUCUAAGGCAUAGCUCCCAGUUUUUUUACUCUGGGGAAUUGCUCGAACAGCCUACUAGGCAUUUCUGGACUUCCUCUUUCCAACUUCUAACCUUUCCUCCCACAAAGCAAAAUCCAUUCCUAAAAAAAGGACUCGUGCUAGUAGGAUCCGAACUCUACUGGAAUUGCUUUACUUGCAUUUCUGUCCAUUUUGGGUUAGCAAAAUCUUGUUGAUAUAAUUAAAUAUGUGUUUGAAGCUGCAUGGCCAGGAGGCCAUGCCCUGGCCGAGACGCCACAUUUGAUUAUCAGGCAAAAUCAUACCGAAUAUUGAAGUAAAGUCCACAUCAUUAAUGAUUCGAAUUUUUUAUACCAAUAAAGUGAUGAUAAAAUAUUACUCCAUAAAAUUCAAAAAUAUGAAAUUAUCAACCAAAUAUUCAUUCUGCUAUAGUUAUAAGGUCUUUGUUUAA